Molecule: messenger RNA, 780 nt
Organism: Oncorhynchus gorbuscha (pink salmon)
Lineage: Eukaryota; Metazoa; Chordata; Actinopteri; Salmoniformes; Salmonidae
Product: adhesion G protein-coupled receptor A3-like
Exons: 5
Biological process (GO): cell surface receptor signaling pathway
Cellular component (GO): plasma membrane; glutamatergic synapse; postsynaptic density
Molecular function (GO): G protein-coupled receptor activity
Source: RefSeq, a predicted model, not a curated record
AUGACCCGUGUACUGAAUGGUCCGUCACACUAUGGGCCUCUGGAGCUGCCCUUGUUCCAGCUGAUCCCAUCCCAGAGACAGGUGGUAUUCCGUGGGGACCGGCUACCUCUGCAGUGCACCGUGUCAUACCUGGAUCCCUCUGUCAAGCUGCGCUGGCGCCACAAUGGCCGCGCCAUCCACAGCAACGAGGGCAGGGGUGUCUAUGUGGAGGAAACCCUGGUCCACGACUGCUGCCUGCUAACCAGUGAAGUCAUCCUCUCCAACAUCGACCACAGCCUGUCUGGCAACUGGGAGUGCCAGGUGACCAGUUCCCGUGGCAACAGGUCCAGAGAGAUGGAGAUCGUUGUGUUGGAGACGUCAGCGCCCUACUGCUCAGCAGACAGGGUCAGCGGCAACAAGGGAGACUUCAGGUGGCCAAAGACCCUGGCAGGGUUAUUGGCCUUCCUGCCCUGUGUUCCAUCCACAUUUGGCUCUGCCCCCCACCAUUCUGGUGCCUCUUCACACCACCCCACUCAGAGGGAGAAGAAGGCCUGGCGACGCUGUGACCCGGCAGGCCAGUGGGCAGAGGACGACUAUACCCAGUGCCCGUAUGCCAGCGAGGUGACCCGUGUACUGCAUGAGCUCACCCAGAUGACCAUCAACACCAGUAAUGCCCAGCCGUUAGCCCAGCAGCUGGUAGCCUUCACCAGCAGGGCAGGGGACUUCAGCGAUGUGAUGGAUGUCAUCUUUGUCACACACCUGGUAGAGAGGCUGACUCGCCUAGUGGACCAGCGCAGAGAC